Molecule: messenger RNA, 2583 nt
Organism: Pseudozyma hubeiensis SY62
Lineage: Eukaryota; Fungi; Basidiomycota; Ustilaginomycetes; Ustilaginales; Ustilaginaceae
Product: glutamyl-tRNA synthetase
Exons: 2
Coding region: 1-2583 (860 amino acids)
Biological process (GO): glutaminyl-tRNA aminoacylation; translation
Cellular component (GO): cytoplasm; cytosol
Molecular function (GO): glutamine-tRNA ligase activity; ATP binding
Source: RefSeq, a predicted model, not a curated record
AUGCCGCCCAAGGUCGAUGUCAACGAUCCAGAAAACGUACGGCUUCUCAAGCUCUUCGAGUCGCUCAACCUGAGCGGCAACAGAGCCAUCGAGACGCUCACAAAUCCAAAGCACGUAGCCGCACUCGAAAACGUCAUCGUAGACAACCACCUUACCGACAAGUCCAUCGACCCCAAGGCAUCAGCGCUCAUCAUCUCUGCCUCCACCGCCAAAGACGCUUCCAACAAGAACAGCAGAGACUAUGUCGUAUCACGCAUCCUCGACGGCAGCCUCACUUCAUCAGAUCAAGUAAACGCAGCAUACAAAUAUCUCGAUACCGUCGAUGGCGAGCCAGACAAGCAAGCCUUUGACAAAGAAUGCGGUGUUGGCGUCGUCGUGACCCCAGAGCAGUCUCGCAAGGCCGUAGACGAAUACAUUGCAUCGCACAGAUCCGAACUCGACCCUGUCGAAGGCUGGCCAAAGCUCGGUUCGAUCCUCGCAGGCGUCAAAGCAACGCCAGAAAUGCGAUGGGCAAGCGCCGUCGACCUCAAGAACUCGGUAGAUGCUGCACUCCUCGCCACAUACGGUCCCAAGAAGGCGCCACCACCCAAGGAAAAGAAGAAGGCCGCGGCUUCCACCUCUGCUGAUGCCAAGAAGGAAGCGACAGCACCCGCCGGCCCCGUCGACCCAGAUGCCAUGUUCAAGGAAGGCUUCCUCGCAAACCUCCACAAGCCUGGCGAAAACCCUCAGAUCAAGCCAGAGCUCAAACAGCAGCACCUCGCUGCUACCAAGGGCUUGGUCAUGACUCGUUUCCCACCAGAGCCCAACGGUUUCCUCCACAUCGGCCACAGCAAGGCCAUCGCCGUCAACUUUGGCUACGCCCGCUUCAACGGUGGUCUCUGCUACCUCCGAUACGACGACACAAACCCAGAAGCAGAAGAAGAGCAGUACUUCACCAGCAUCCUCGAGACCGUUCGAUGGCUUGGCUUCGAGCCUUUCAAGGUCACCUACUCGAGCGACUACUUCCAACAGCUUUACGAUCUCGCCGUCGAACUCAUCAAGCGCGGCAAAGCCUAUGUCGACCACUCGACACCAGAAGAGAUCAAGGAGCAGCGAGGUGGUCCGGAACGCGGUCCACGCAAGCCUUCGCGCUUCCGCGAUCGACCCGUCCAAGAGUCUCUGCAGGACUUUGAGGACAUGAAGAACGGCAAGUAUGCUCCGGGCAAAGUUACGCUGCGUAUGAAGCAAGAUAUCGAGAACGGCAACCCGCAGAUGUGGGAUUUGAUCGCCUACCGCGUGCUCGAGGCUGCGCAUCACCGCACGGGCAAGCAGUGGUGCAUCUACCCCACCUACGACUUCACCCACUGUCUCGUCGAUAGCUUCGAAAACAUCAGCCAUUCGCUCUGCACGACCGAGUUCAUCCUCUCGCGCGAGUCUUACGAUUGGCUCUGCGAUGCACUCGAGGUGUACAAGCCACGCCAGUCCGAGUACGGCCGUCUUGCGCUCCAGGGCACCGUCAUGUCUAAGCGCAAGAUUCUCAAGCUCGUCAAGGAACGCUACAUCGAGGACUGGGACGAUCCGCGCAUGUUUACGCUCAUCGCCUUGAGGCGCAGAGGUGUGCCUCCCGGCGCCAUCCUCUCGUUCGUCAGCGCUCUCGGUGUCACGACGGCCAAGUCGACCAUCCAGAUCAGCCGAUUCGACCAGGCUGUACGACAGUACCUCGAGUUCUCGACGCCGCGUCUCAUGAUGGUGCUCAACCCGCUCAAGGUAACCAUCGAGAACCUGCCCGAGGAUCACUACCAAGAGCUCGAGAAGCCGCUGCAUCCCAAAGCGCCCGAGAUGGGGAUCAACAAGAUCCCCUUCACGCGCACCGUCUACAUCGACUCGUCCGACUUUCGCGCCGAGGACAGCAAGGACUACUUCCGAUUGGCACCCGGCAAGACCGUCGGCUUGCUGCAGGUUCCCUUCCCCAUCACGUGCAAGUCGUUCAAGACCAACGAACAGGGCGAGCCUGUUGAAGUCAUCGCCACCUACGGCGAUGCCAGCACGGCCAAGCCCAAGACGUACAUCCAGUGGGUGGCAGAGCACGCACCUUCCAAGAGUCCCGUCAAGGUGGACGAGACGCGCAUCUUCCACCAGCUGUUCACCUCGGAUGACCCUGCGGCCGAGGAGAACUUCCUGGACCACGUCAAUCAAGAUUCGCUCGAGAUCGUGCGUGGAGCCAUGGUCGAGGUCGGCUUCUGGCAUGUGGCGAGGCAGAGCGUAGAGCAGGCGAGAAAGGAUGCUGCCGAGCGCACCGAGAAGGCGGAAGCGGAUGCGAAGAAGGCGAGGAGCCAGACCGAGACGCAUGCGACAGAGUCGGCGGGUGCGGGCGCACCGAGCAGGAGCGCGGAUCAGUUGGUGGGCAAGGAGCUGAUCAGGUUCCAGGGUAUGCGUACCGCCUACUUUGCGUUGGAUCGUCUGAGCGGCGAUUUGGGUCUAUUUGGCGAUAAGCAGGAGGGCGGAAAGAUUGUGCUCAACAGGAUCGUAAGUUUGAAGGAGGAUGCAAAGAAGGAUGAUAAGAAGGUGGCGGUGGCGUCUUCGGCGGGCAAGAAGGCUAAGUGA